AUGGCCCGAACCAAGCGCCAAAACACACAGCCUUUGGAGGAUUCCUCCGUGGCCCCCGAAACCUUCACCGACGGCCUCCCACUCCCGAAGUUGAUCGCUUUCGACCUGGACUACACACUGUGGCCGUUCUGGGUUGACACACAUGUCAGCGCACCCGUCAAGGCACGCGACAACAACUCGCGUGCUGUAGACCGAUGGGGAGAGUCCUUCGCCUUUUAUCCGGCAGUCUCAUCCAUAGUUUACGCCUGCAAACAUCGCUCGAUUCCACUGGCCCUUGCAUCGCGAACCCAGGCCCCGGAUCUGGCCCGCGACAUGCUCAAAUCCCUGCAUAUCAUCCCCACAUUCUCCGAUAACCCCGCCGCGAACGCUAAGACCAUCCGUGCCCUCGACUACUUCGAUUUCAUCCAGAUCUACCCCGGGAGUAAGACAUCGCAUUUCUCGAAAAUCCAGCAGACAAGCAAUGUGGCUUAUGAGGAUAUGCUGUUCUUUGAUGAUGAGGCGCGGAACCGAAACGUCGAGACGGAGUUGGGUGUCACAUUUUGCUUGGUGCGCGAUGGGAUGACCAGGGACGAGGUCGACCGGGGCGUUAGAGCUUGGAGAAAGCGCAAUGGUAUCAAGAAAGAGACUGCAGAGGAAUCAUGA
This is a messenger RNA of Penicillium egyptiacum, 642 nucleotides long. The record is from the annotation of a GenBank genome assembly. Lineage: Eukaryota; Fungi; Ascomycota; Eurotiomycetes; Eurotiales; Aspergillaceae.